UUACACUGUGUAUUAGCAGUAGCUGUGACUGAGGAAGAAUCUGAGGAGAGGACGACACCUCUGCAUCAUCGCGAUUGAGAGUGAUACACAUUCAUGAGUUGACGCCGGCUUGUCUGCGGAGAAGACGCCUGGUGUCCUAGAGAAGUUGGACGUGGUUGACGGAGGAGGACUACAUUUCCCUUCAGACCAAGCGCAUUAUAAAGAGCCUCCCUCCUCUCAGGUGGCGCCGGAGCAUUGUGGGAUUGGAUGAGUCUCAAGAUGGACAACCGGGAUGUUGCAGGAAAGGCUAAUCGGUGGUUUGGGAUGGCACAGCCCAAGUCUGGAAAGAUGAAUAUGAACAUCCUCCACCAGGAAGAGCUCAUCGCUCAGAAGAAGCGGGAAAUCGAGGCCAGAAUGGAACAGAAGGCCAAGCAGAGUCACGCAGCCAGUCCACAGCCCCCUCAUCCUGGGGAAAUUGCCAGUGCACAUAACUCCUGCAUCUCCAACAAGUUUGCCAACGAUGGCAGCUUCUUGCAGCAGUUUCUGAAGUUGCAGAAGGCACAGACAAGUACAGGUCCAGCCCCCAGGGCCCCUCCCAGCAUGCCCACACCCAGCACCUUAAAGAAACCCCUCCUACUCAGCAAGAGGACAGGCCUGGGUCUGGGCAACCCCACAGGCCCUGUGAAGAACUACUCACAUGCCAAGCAACUUCCCAUUGCACACCGCCCAAGUGUCUUCCAGUCUCCUGAUGAUGAUGAUGAGGAGGAGGACUAUGAGCAGUGGCUGGAGAUCAAAGAGAGAGUGUGCCUAGUGACUAUUGGGUGUGUGAGUUGGAGCCCAGUUACUGACAGCGUCCUUAAAGUUUCACCCCCAGAGGGAGCCGAGACUCGGAGAGUGAUAGAGAAGCUGGCCCGUUUUGUGGCAGAAGGAGGCCCAGAGCUAGAGAAAGUAGCUAUGGAGGACUACAAGGAUAACCCAGCCUUCACCUUUUUACACGAUAAGAAUAGCAGGGAAUUCCUGUACUACAGAAAGAAGGUAGCUGAGAUCAGGAAGGAAGCCCAAAAGCCACAGGCAGCCACCCAGAAAGUUUCACCCCCAGAGGACGAAGAGGCCAAGAACCUUGCAGAAAAGUUGGCCAGGUUCAUAGCAGACGGGGGUCCUGAGGUGGAGACCAUCGCCCUCCAGAACAAUCGUGAGAACCAGGCCUUCAGUUUUCUCUAUGAUCCCAACAGCCAAGGGUACAAAUACUACCGGCAAAAGCUGGAGGAGUUCCGGAAAGCCAAGGCGGGCUCCACUGGCUCCCUCCCUGUUUCUGCUCCCAACCCCAGCCUGCGGCGCAAGUCUACCCCCGAAGCCCUGUCAGGGGCUGUACCCCCCAUCACUGCCUGCCCUACUCCAGUGGCCCCAGCGCCUGUUGUCAACCCCACUCCGUCCAUCCCUGGGAAACCCACCACCACAGCCACUGUGAAGAGGAAGCGGAAGAGCCGAUGGGGUCCUGAAGAGGACAAAGUGGAGCUGCCACCCACCGAACUGGCACAGAGGGACAUAGAUGCCUCGCCUUCACCUCUGUCAGUUCAGGAUCUCAAGGGGCUCGGCUACGAGAAGGGGAAACCAGUGGGCCUAGUGGGUGUCACAGAGCUGUCUGAUGCACAAAAGAAGCAGCUGAAGGAGCAGCAGGAGAUGCAGCAGAUGUACGACAUGAUCAUGCAGCACAAGCGUGCCAUGCAGGACAUGCAGCUGCUGUGGGAGAAGGCACUGCAGCAACACCAGCAUGGCUACGACAGUGAUGAGGAGGUGGACAGUGAGCUGGGCACCUGGGAGCACCAGCUGCGACGCAUGGAGAUGGACAAGACAAGGGAGUGGGCAGAGCAGCUAACACAGAUGGGUCGGGGCAAGCACUUCAUCGGUGACUUUCUGCCCCCUGACGAGCUGGAGAAGUUCAUGGAGACCUUCAAGGCCCUGAAGGAGGGUCGAGAGCCGGACUACUCAGAGUACAAGGAGUUCAAGCUGACAGUAGAAAACAUUGGCUACCAGAUGCUCAUGAAGAUGGGCUGGAAGGAGGGCGAGGGACUGGGCACCGAGGGCCAGGGCAUCAAAAACCCAGUGAACAAGGGUGCCACCACAGUAGAUGGAGCUGGCUUUGGCAUUGACCGGCCGGCAGAGCUCUCCAAGGAGGAUGAUGAGUAUGAGGCCUUCCGCAAGAGGAUGAUGCUGGCCUACCGCUUCCGGCCCAACCCUCUGAACAACCCCAGACGGCCCUACUACUGAAUAUUCUGGAAACAUAAAUUCUACUUUCAGAUCGGCCAUCCUUAGACUGUGGAGUGUUCUGGCAUCCAUCUCUACCCAUCCUGUGUCACAAGUGUUGUGCUGUGUAUUAAAGUCCCAGUGCUCA
Messenger RNA from Meriones unguiculatus (Mongolian gerbil), 2371 nucleotides. It is a transcript of the gene Sugp1, whose product is annotated as SURP and G-patch domain containing 1. NCBI's taxonomy places the organism in Eukaryota, Metazoa, Chordata, Mammalia, Rodentia, Muridae. Gene Ontology annotation, cellular component: nucleoplasm. Gene Ontology annotation, biological process: RNA processing. The coding region runs from base 247 to 2247 and encodes 666 amino acids. The record is from RefSeq and is a predicted model, not a curated record. The transcript has 14 exons. Gene Ontology annotation, molecular function: RNA binding.